Molecule: messenger RNA, 1485 nt
Organism: Suhomyces tanzawaensis NRRL Y-17324
Lineage: Eukaryota; Fungi; Ascomycota; Pichiomycetes; Serinales; Debaryomycetaceae
Exons: 1
Coding region: 1-1485 (494 amino acids)
Biological process (GO): RNA polymerase I preinitiation complex assembly; nucleolar large rRNA transcription by RNA polymerase I
Cellular component (GO): RNA polymerase transcription factor SL1 complex; RNA polymerase I core factor complex
Molecular function (GO): RNA polymerase I core promoter sequence-specific DNA binding
Source: RefSeq, a predicted model, not a curated record
AUGCCAACGGGAUGGUUCAAGGGCCCAGUAUGUGGCACCGACAAUUGUCCGUCCCGGAGAUACCGGUCCAGCGACGGUCUCACCAUCUGCCAGUACGGACAUGUCAUGGAAGGUAACAUUGAGAUCGACGACGACCAGGAUACGGUGGCCAUUCCCACGCGCAGAUUGAACGCAGUGACGGUGGACGCUCGUGGAGGCUUCACUAGCGGCAUGCCUUCACAGGCCAGUGCCGGCAAGAGGAACCGCCGUCUCUACGGAAAGGAGGGGCGUCGGUUAUAUUACCGAUGCCUUCAGGUGCUCUUGAAGAGGGAGUUUGAGAUCAUUUUGGACACAUACUUCACCGAGAGUGCCAACCCCGACAUGCUCUUGCUCCUCAAGGCCAACUGGAUGCGGAUCAUCGCGCCGUACGUCGAACGCUCCGACGACGAUAACGACGAAGCCGAUGCCAAAGACAACCACGACGAUGAAGCUGACCACCCCGACGACGCCGACAAACCCGCCGCCUCCCGCAGACACACACAGGUGGCCACCUUGGACGUGUUGGCGCUAAUCUACAUCACUGCGCUCCAGCUCCGGUUGCACCCGCUCUACGCCAACCAGAUGCUCGAGGGCAUCCGCACCAACGAGAUCCCCUAUAUCCGGUGUUUGCACCUCAUUCCGAAAUCGAUGCUCGACCGGCUCCAGAUGUCGUACCACCGCAUCCUCCAGCCCACCACCCUCCCGGUGAAGGGCGAGUUCUAUGACUACGUACAGCUCAACCUCCGACGCUUGGGUCUCGCCGCAAACUUCUCAGUGCCCACCAACUUCUACUACCCGUACAUGCUCACGGUGGUAGCGGAGGGCCUCAUGCUCCCCAACGCGUUGCGCAUUUUCGGCUUGCUCGUGGACCUCAACCAGUUUGUGGGGCGGGGCCGCACCAUGGUGGUGCACUACGCCGGUGCUAGCCGGGCAUUUCCCGAGCUCCAGUUGGCCGCGUUGGUGCUCUUCGUGGUGCGAGCCCAUUUCUUCCACCAAGUGGCGGGGGAGCCAGUAGAUGCAGCGUCCUGGCUUGCGACCUUGCAGGACUACCAGGAAAACCACUCGCCCUCGUUUCUUAUAUCCGAUAACAGAGAGCUCAUCGACUGGUCGCCGGCAAAAAUCGACCGCUACUGUGACUGGCUCUACCAACACCUCAUUCCCGACCGCAAGAAGAACUUGGCGGAGGCGAUGCCGGGAGACGAGCUCCCCAUCAUGGAAAAGCGGCUCUACCAGCUCUUCGAGAUGGACGAGAAGCCGCCCUCGACAGACUCCCCCAGAUUGGGAGACCUCUUACAGAAGAUGGUGGCUGGCGGAGCAAAGUCCGGUGGAGGCUCCACGCCGACACCUGCGGAGGUGGAUGCAAAAAUUCGCGCCAGGCUCUGCGAGGAGUUGGGCAUCACCCAGGCGCAAUUGGGUCGGUGUUACGACGACACUACCAGCGCGAUCAAAAAGGCAUUAGAUGCCUAA